AUGAGAACAUUACCAAUUGACGCUGAAUAUCCGUUUGAUAUACAAGACUUAAGAUAUUUUCAAAUAAUAUAUUGUUAUCAAAUGCCAAUGAUAUAUUUUGUAGCGAUUAAUGCUGGAUUAUUUAUGACCUUUGUAACAAGUUUAAUGAGUUUUGUGUGCGCUCAAAUGAAAAUAUUAAAAGAAUCUUUUCAAUUUAUGAAAGAAUAUGCAGCUAUUGAUUUGAUAUUCAAAGAAAAAAAUGCACUUCAGCUACUUAGUGAGGAAUAUAUAAAUUAUGAUGAUUUUGAUCCAAAAGAUUUAUGGGAGCAAGUUCAUGUUAAUUUUAAACAUUCAAUACAACAUCAUAACGAAAUCAAAAAAUUCUCUAAUGAAAUUCAAAAUUUAUUUGGAAUUAAUUUUUUUAUUGAUAUGACUUGUGGAGCUUUGUUAAUAGGCUGUACUUGUGUCGCUUUAACAAGUCGAUUGGAAUUUACUUUAAGAACCGUUACUAUAACUAUGGUAUCAAUAGUUGCCUUGGUUCAACUUGCAAUUGAUUGUUAUUUUGGAAAUAAUGUUAUUGAUGAGGCCCAUACCAUAACAAAUUCAUUAUAUUUUUCAAAUUGGUUAGAAGCACCUACGAAUAUUAAAAAGAUGAUUAUAUUUACAAUGGAAAACUGUAAAAAAUCGAAUGAAUUUUCACCUGGCUUAUCAUUCAAUUUAUCUUUGUCUACAUUUUUAAAUAUUUUGAAGAAAACGUAUUCUUUUAUAGCACUUUUACAAAGUUACACUGAAUAA
Chrysoperla carnea is the source of this 774-nucleotide messenger RNA. RefSeq names its product odorant receptor 94b-like. The transcript has 7 exons. Gene Ontology annotation, cellular component: plasma membrane. Lineage: Eukaryota; Metazoa; Arthropoda; Insecta; Neuroptera; Chrysopidae. Gene Ontology annotation, biological process: detection of chemical stimulus involved in sensory perception of smell; sensory perception of smell. The record is from RefSeq and is a predicted model, not a curated record. Gene Ontology annotation, molecular function: olfactory receptor activity; odorant binding. The coding region runs from base 1 to 774 and encodes 257 amino acids.